UGCUUAUCGCAAUUUCAGCUAUUUUUCGAUACUUUCCAGCCAGAAACGGCUCUUCUUUCCUCUAAAAAGUUGACAGCACUGGAUUCGCCCAACUUAACAGAGCUGGGAAGAACGUCAUGUCGAAUUUGGAAUGGGCUUGCGCGCCUCGGUGCUAUCAGGUGACCAAAAAUCACUUACGUAGCUAUGCAACGCAGGAACAUCCGCUUAAGCAACAGUCUGUUAGCGCUGCGGCUGUGGACAACAAUCCGCUGAGCUUGGCCUUGGCACUGGAAGGAACUGACCCGUUGUCAAAGUUUGCGCGCCAGGAGCAAGAACUGAACGAUCCGUUAAGUCAAAUGGCCAACGAGUUUUCGCUUAUAUCAAAGCGUAACAAUACAGCUGAGCCCGAGGAUAAUACGUUGAAUUGGAGCACUCGACGCUUAGGCAUAUUGAAUCGUUUUACCACCAAUGAAAAGCUCUCGCUGUCGACCAGCUUUCUCUGCACCAGCAGCACGGAGGGCGGUGGGGAGAACUUCAAAGCACAGACAGUAGUCGCAGACAAAGUCAAGUAUCGGCUGGAGCAGUUGGAUCAUUUCGAUGAUGGCAGCAUGCGACACAUGAUGGACCUAACGCAGCAGGAGUAUAUCCAGCGGUUUGACCAACUAAAACAGGAGCUCAUCCAAUCCUGGCACAGUGAUCAGCGGGUCAAGGCCCUCAAAAUAGCCAUACAGUGCGCCAAAAUGCUCUCCGACACCAGCGUGCUACAUUUCUAUCCCAGUCAGUAUGUGCUCAUCACGGACAUCCUCGAUGUAUUUGGCAAGCUGGUUUACGAGCGUUUACGUGCCAAGGCGGCAGGGGCGCCAGGUGCAUCGGCAACGACGCUCCAGCGGGAACGAGAAGCUGCGCGCGAUACCUGCCAGAAUUGGUUUUAUAAGAUUGCCUCCAUACGUGAGUUGCUGCCGCGUCUUUAUUUGGAAAUGGCCAUCUUCAAGAGCUAUGAGUUUCUGACUGCCUCGCAGCACGAAAUUGAGCAAGUGCUGCUCCGCCUGUCCAGUCAGCUACGUGGUAUUGCUGAUCCCCUUGUGUCCACCUAUGUGCGUUGCUAUUUAGUACGCGUUGGUGUGCCCGUUACCUCCAGCAAGUUGUACAUCCGCGACAACUUUAACGACUUGUUCAUUAUGUAUCCACAGAUCUUUCGCUUGGUGGCUCGAUACAACUUGCAUCCGGAGAUAAUCACGGCCAGCGCCUAUUUACAACUUUAUGCGCCAGCUCUAGACUUUAUGCUGCAGUGUCUCGUCUACAAAUGCGAGCUGUACGCACAGGAGAUGCUCGGGGAGUGUAAGCAGUUGAAGAAUAACGGCGCUGUACUUUUGUCCAUUCUCAACUCAUCCAAAGGGGAGUUCAUUGCCGCACAUGCUCAGGAGAUUUUGGAGCUUAUCAAUAAUUGCGAUACGCCUGGAAUUUCCAAAUCUCAAUUGCUACGACCACUGGGAAGUUGUGUGAGCAGUUGUGCACCGUUACAGGAGCAGCGUGUGCCUUUCCUGAAUGCCGCCUUUCAAAUCAUUAACACGCUCACUGAUCCCAAUGAAUACAUCAACUGUGUUGAAACCUGGACACCAUUUGUAGCGCAGUACUUUACAAUUCACGAGGUAAACCGAUUGCUGGGUGAACUCAAUUCUCGAAUGUGCCUGGGCAAGGCCUAUGAGAAGCACUAUGGCCAGCUGCAGAGUAUCUUGACGAGAAUAAUGCAAAAUUAUCGCAGCAUCGAGUUACUGCUAAUACAGCCGCAUUUUCUGCCUUACUUGGAUCUGUUCCACAAGGAGUCGGUACGCGUGGAGGUUUGCAAAUCCAUACUAAGUUAUUACCGACAGAACAGCGAGGAACAAACCUGCGAUGCUGUCGUUACCAAUGCGCUUAUGUAUCUGGGCAAGAUACUUAACGACGCCGUCAACGCACUCACUGUGGAGGAUGAACGUCGUCAGAUUUCGCAGCUCAUUAACGGCUUCAUAAACAAAGUCCACUUUGGCAGGGAUCUGGAGCAACAGCUAAGUUUUUAUGUGGAGGCACGUGGCACAUUUAGCAAUUUGGAUGCUGUCUACAUAACUUUAGUGCAUGCCGCCUGUAAGCUGACAAUGCGCUCAUCCAAUCGACAACUGAGCAAAUCUUUGGGUUUUAUAAAAGCCUGCAUCGCCUACUGUUUCAUAACCAUUCCAAGCAUAACAGCUGUCCAGCAGAAAAUGGACUUGUAUCUGCUGUGUGGUCAACUGGCACUGCGGCAUCUCUGCCUAGGACAAGCUGAUGCCUGCUUUGAAGCUGCAUUACAACUUGUUAACGAACUGCCCACCGUCAGUGUUGACUUUGAGGGGAAACCACGCUGCCUAGAGCGCUAUCUGGUCGCUUACUUGUGCAAUGUGCUGGCCACAUUGAUUGUUGUGCCAGACAGUCCAGAACAGGGCGUGUUAUACUUUCUGCGCUUGCUGCUGGAUAUUGUAGGCAGGCGAUCCUUUAAGGCGAACAGUACAGCGCCAGCUAUUAUCUAUCUGCAUGCUUUGGACAUGCUAUAUGUCCAAAGUCUGGAACAGUUCCCCUAUCACAUCGACGGCGUGGUUUCCAAUGAUGCACUUUAUGGUCAUGAUCCCAAGUUCCUGGUGGAGGUGAACAAUUUGUGUGGUCAGGUUGUGGAUGCCAUUCUGCUUCAGCUGAAGUCUCUCGGCGCGGCCCAGCAGCAACGUGCUCAAGCUCAGCUUUCCAUGGAAUUAUUUAUGCGCAUUGUGCGCUAUGCGGAUCUGGAAAAAGAGCCGCUCUGUCAAUUGGCUGUGAAGCUAUGGCUGUUGGCCAACAAGGCGCAGGCUGAACUCGAUACCGAGACAAUUCCACAAACGCUGUGCAGCGUGGAGCAUUUUUACAAAUUGGUUAAGGAUGCAUCACCAUCGCGUGCUAAGACGAUUGCGAAGUUGUUGUUGCGAAUGCGUGACAGUUGAAACUGAGAUAUAUUCACAAUACCUAUAUAUAUAUAUAAAUAUACAUACUCUUAUUUUGUGCAUAAGUUGUAGACAAUCAAGCGGAAAUUGUUGCUUGAUUACCAUCAGAUUAGUUGAAUUCGUUGUGCAAUCAAAUGGCUGAAUUAAGACUUAAAUAUUUAUAUACAAAAUAAUCUUAUGACUUGGUAAACAAAAUAUAUAAAUUAAAUAACAUAAAA
This is a messenger RNA of Drosophila innubila, 3178 nucleotides long. Its product is annotated as VPS35 endosomal protein sorting factor-like. Gene Ontology annotation, biological process: endocytic recycling. The record is from RefSeq and is a predicted model, not a curated record. Lineage: Eukaryota; Metazoa; Arthropoda; Insecta; Diptera; Drosophilidae. The transcript is spliced from 12 exons. Gene Ontology annotation, cellular component: endosome. The coding region runs from base 117 to 2960 and encodes 947 amino acids.